Messenger RNA from Siniperca chuatsi (mandarin fish), 1005 nucleotides. RefSeq names its product upper zone of growth plate and cartilage matrix associated b (gene ucmab). Gene Ontology annotation, cellular component: extracellular matrix. The record is from RefSeq and is a predicted model, not a curated record. The coding region runs from base 98 to 511 and encodes 137 amino acids. The transcript has 5 exons. Gene Ontology annotation, biological process: embryonic skeletal system development; regulation of osteoblast differentiation. NCBI's taxonomy places the organism in Eukaryota, Metazoa, Chordata, Actinopteri, Centrarchiformes, Sinipercidae.
AAGUUCCUCCAGGCUCCCACCCCACCUCUCACAAAAAUCUUACUCACCCCUUCCUCCUGAUCUGCCUCACUACUCGUAUCUCUCAACAGAACGAAAGAUGUCCUGGACGUACGCAACCCUCCUGGCUCUCCUCGCCGUGCUUCUUGCACUUUCCUUGUCUCCAGAGGCCGACUCUGCAGCUGUGCCCAGCAGCACGGGCAGCGCUAAAGACCCACAAGGUCAGCUAAAGAAGAUCUUCAUGAGGGAGACAGAUGCAUCAAACUUCUUCAGAAGACGCAGCAGACGGGGCGUGAAGUCUCAGGAUGAGAUUAACACUGAGCAGAGGCUGAUUCUGGCUGCAGAUGAACGAAAGAGAGAGUUUCACGAGGAGAAGAGGAAUGAGUUUGAGAGCUACGCUGAAGAGGAGCACGAUGAACAAAACGAGAGGACCAGAGAGAGCACCGAGCAGUGGAGGGAGUUUCACCACGACGGGAUGCAUCCUCCCCAAGAGUACAACCGUCAGUCCAUCUGAGACUGAGAGGAGAGAGGUGACGCUGUAAGCUGAAAGAAACAUCUCUAACUACACAAUGAGGCUUUUCUCCUCAGAUCUCUGACAGUUAUACAGUAGAGACAUCAGCUGCAGAGAUUUUCAGCCAUGUUUUUCAACUUGAUUUUAACCCAUGUGUUGUUGGCAUUGGCUUUACUUCCUCAUUGUUUGGGAUCCCACAGACCCCACUGCUGUAUGUGUAAAAGUAAUAAUAAUCAUUGCAAACAUUUAAAAAAAAAAAAAAAAAAAAACAUGUAUCAAAAUUUUUGUCCAUAAAAGUUUUUGAAAAACCCCAAUAUGUAGAAAGGUAUUGAAGUGGUAACCUUUCCCUUUUGCACAAACUGGGCUUUCACAUUUAAAGGUGGGGUAUGCAUUCUAAUCCAAUACACCUCUUUUUGUCAAAUUCAGCGAAUAUCUCCUCACGGUCUGCUAGCUGUCUGUUCAGUGUGUGCACUGAAAAACCUCUGGUGUCUGUGCAC